This is a messenger RNA of Lachancea meyersii CBS 8951, 1218 nucleotides long. NCBI's taxonomy places the organism in Eukaryota, Fungi, Ascomycota, Saccharomycetes, Saccharomycetales, Saccharomycetaceae. The record is from the annotation of a GenBank genome assembly.
AUGUUACAGCAUAUUGUGCUCGAAAAACACUUUAUAAGGGCAUUCUCGUGUGCUAAAAGUCUCAAGGCAGACGAUGGCUAUUUUAGGAGACGCUUGGAGCAACUGGAGGAGGAAAACUCGAUCGACAAAGAAGAUCCAUUGAUAAAGCUCACCAGGAGCGAAGAACUCGAUGAGUUGGCCAAGAAUUUGCCGCAGAAGACGUUUGAACAUCAGUUUCGAAGGCACAUAGAGGCUGUUAAGCUAAGUGAUCAUUUGAGCAAAGAAAUUCGAGAAACGGCGCUGUCGAAACCGUGGACAGGCGAUGAACAUUAUACUGACACUUUGCUUAGAACGUCAGCGGGCACGCUUAAAAACAGGAACAGCGUUACUAGUAAAAGCUUGGAAAACUUGGCGUUUAAAUCUACCACCAACACUGUAAAAGAACUCAGGGGCGUGGUUCCUAAAAAUAUGAGAGUUAGAGAGCGUCUGGAAAAAGCUCAGGACCGCAUUAUCGACUACAAAAACGAAAAGAAUGAUAAGAAUUAUAAGGACUAUGACGACAAGGAAGCGUCUGAAUUUCGCACGUUGUAUGCUGAAAAGUUCACGCCGGUCGGGUCAUUCGAAAAACUUCGGUCCCUUGCAGACGUCAGGAUCGAAGAGAGCAUGAAGAGAGGUGAAUUUAAGUCUACUACACAACUACAUGGCCAUAAACUGCCCAUUGUGCCACCAAAUCCUUAUGUGGACUCCACAGAACAUCAUUUGAAUGACAUCAUGGCCCGUCAAAAGAUAAUCCCGCCCUGGAUCAAUAAGCAAGGCUCAGUGACGAAGGAAAUUUCGCAUUUAAGGUGUCAGCUCGCAAAGAGCUUUCACCAACAACUCAUCAUUGAGAUGGACAUCAAGAAACUCUUUGAGACCAGCAGCUUGCUUGACAACAAAACGUCAAUAGAUGCUUUGAAAAGCUCCGCGUUUAAGAAAUGGGAGCCUAGCUAUAAGAGUAUUGCUGAACCUCAAAUCCAUACGCUCAACAACUCCUUAAGAUCUUAUAAUUUGCAAGCGCCAUUGCCAACACAAAAAUUGUACUUGCGGGUUGAAAAAGAGCUUCUCAGAGUCUUCAACGACACUAACGCAUCAGAAGUAUUCCGGAAAGAACUUGACCUAAGGAAAGAACGUAUUUCUCGCGAAUCGCCCUCAACAGAACACUAUAGCUUGAAGUGGCCAGUGCGUUUCAAGUUUUGGUAA